GGGUCCGAGGCGACCGUCUGGAAUGUACCAGAUGGCUCGUUUAGUUAUUAUAAAUACCAAUCCGUGUCGCCUCGCAUUUGACAUUGAGAAAUCAAGAACAAGGAAGCGGUCAGGUGAUUUACAGAAACCCAUCAAGCUACAAGAUUUUCUGGGAAAGAUGGAAAUGAUUCCAGGUUUCUUAGAUAACUACCGAGGAAGAAGCAUUAUCGAUCCAUUCUCUUCUUUUGAUAUUUGGAAUCCGUUCAAGGACUUUUCUCCUUUCACUUCCCCCUCAAAUUCUCUCCUUUCUCAUGAAAAUUCAGUUUUUGUAAACACCCGUGUGGAUUGGAAAGAGACACCAGAAGCCCAUGUCUUCAAGGCAGAUCUUCCGGGGCUUAAAAAAGAGGAAGUGAAGGUCGAAGUUGAAGAUGACAGGGUGCUACAGAUAAGCGGAGAAAGGAAUGUAGAGAAGGAAGACAAGAACGAUACAUGGCAUAGGGUGGAGCGAAGCAGUGGCAAGUUCUUGAGGAGGUUUAGGCUGCCUGAGGAAAGAGACACCAGAAGCCCAUGUCUUCAAGGCAGAUCUUCCAGGGAUGCAAAAAUGGAUCAGGUCAAGGCUUCUAUGGAAAACGGAGUUCUUACUGUGACUGUGCCUAAAGAGGAGCUCAAGAAACCUGGUGACGGUGUCAAGGCUAUCGAAAUCUCUGGUUAACUGAAUGAGAGAAUGCCCAUUGAAUAUCAUGUGCUUGUAAGAAUUUUGGGUUUUUUAGUGUUCAAAUGUAUUAUGUAACUAAAUAGUUUUGCUAAUAACAGUUCUUGUUUCAUCAUAA
Populus euphratica (Euphrates poplar) is the source of this 809-nucleotide messenger RNA. RefSeq names its product 18.1 kDa class I heat shock protein-like. The transcript has a single exon. The coding region runs from base 23 to 691 and encodes 222 amino acids. The record is from RefSeq and is a predicted model, not a curated record. Lineage: Eukaryota; Viridiplantae; Streptophyta; Magnoliopsida; Malpighiales; Salicaceae.